This is a messenger RNA of Lactuca virosa, 636 nucleotides long. The record is from the annotation of a GenBank genome assembly. NCBI's taxonomy places the organism in Eukaryota, Viridiplantae, Streptophyta, Magnoliopsida, Asterales, Asteraceae.
GAAGAAUCAAAUAACUCCCGAUUUUCUGAAAUUUGCGAGGUUAAUCCCCCCUUUUUCUCACACUCUUCCUCAUCGCUCACGUCGCCUCUCCUUCUCCUUCUCCUUCUCCCUCCUCUGCCAUCGCCAUCACCGAUUCAACAUCCACCACCGGUCCUCCUUGCCUUCACAUCUCGAUUAAAGCUCCGUCUAGCUGGAAUGCCUCGCCGCUGUCUCCGGUGAAUGAGGAAGACGAUGUCACUGAAACCCUCACCGCUCCGUUGUCUCUCUCUUUUCCGAUAUUUCAAGGGAAGACUUCGCCGCCACCGUUCCACUCCUGUAUGUCAGCAGCCAUCGUUCUAUGUUUUCGGUGAUUUGUGCUUGAGGCUAUAUAGUUCUUUUGUUGGAGUUGCUAGAACCGGUGUCAAGCAUGCAACAAACCCCUAUGGAUAAAAGGCAAAUUCAAAUUGACUUGCAAUUGCAAGAAAGAUAAAAUCAAAUGGAUUUGCAGAUGCAAUAAAUACGAAAAGAAAUGGAAUUGCAAUUGGCGGUCUUUAUGUGAAUUCAAUCAUCCCGGUAAUCCACCGAGUAGUUUUUAGUUUUUGUUUUAAAACACUUGAUUAGUCUAAACUCUUGUAAAGGUAUUUUGACUAUUUUAAU